This is a messenger RNA of Nilaparvata lugens (brown planthopper), 5583 nucleotides long. Its product is annotated as hypoxia-inducible factor 1-alpha. NCBI's taxonomy places the organism in Eukaryota, Metazoa, Arthropoda, Insecta, Hemiptera, Delphacidae. Gene Ontology annotation, biological process: cellular response to hypoxia; regulation of transcription by RNA polymerase II. Bases 255 to 3059 code for a protein of 934 amino acids. Gene Ontology annotation, molecular function: RNA polymerase II transcription regulatory region sequence-specific DNA binding; protein dimerization activity; DNA-binding transcription factor activity, RNA polymerase II-specific. The record is from RefSeq and is a predicted model, not a curated record. The transcript is spliced from 13 exons.
CGGUUUCGUCUGAAGAGCAAAACACGAAACAGUGAAGAAUGAAUGAAGGAGAGUUUCAGUUGCGAGUAUCUUGUCUAUGUCUAUGUUGUGACGUUUCAACUAUGGCCAAUACAUAGGAUAAUCGACAUUAUUGUGUUGGAAAAGUUUAAACAAUUUAUGUUUGGUGUUUGUUACUGUGAUUAAAGUUGUUUUGUAUCUUAUCAUUUGGGUGUUUCAUUGAUCAGUGUCCUGAUCCCUGAAGGUGGAUUAGUACCAUGGACAAGAAGAACGGAAAGCCUCCAAAAGAGAAAAAGAGGAACUCGGAGCGGCGCAAAGAGCGGUCACGAGACGCGGCGAGAUGUCGACGCAGCCGCGAAACGGAGAUCUUCACAGACCUGGCGCACGCCCUUCCCCUCCUCCCCACCACCAAUGCCUCCCACCUCGACAAGGCGUCCAUCAUGCGCCUGGCCAUCGCCUAUCUGCGCGUAAGAUCCAUCAUCAAACACAUUCCAGAAGAAGUUUCAAAAGAAGAAGGCGAUCCAGAAUCGUUAUACCUGAAAGCUCUGGAUGGUUUCUUGCUGGUCGUUUCUUCAGAGGGAGACAUCGUGUUCUUAUCAGAGAAUGUUACCAAUUAUCUAGGAUUGACUCAGAUGGAGUUGAUGGGACAAAGCAUUUACGAAGUGAGUCAUCCGUGUGACCACAGCGAAAUCAAAGAAAUAUUGGCGACCAAGAAAGAAUCCGCAUCCCUUCAGCAUUCAUUUCUGCUGCGUCUGAAGUGCACGCUAACUAGUAAAGGCAGGAAUGUCAAUCUCAAAUCAGCAUCAUACAAGGUGAUCCAGUGCACGGGCCACGUGUUGGGUGGCGAUGACUGCGGCAUAAAGAAGGAGACUGGUGAAGGGGUGGGGGGUCUGUGCUCGCAGCAAUGCCUGGUGGCCAUAGGGGAGCCCAUCCCACAUCCGGUUAACAUUGAGACACCGCUCGGCCAUCACACCUUCCUCAGCCAACACUCGCUCGACAUGAAGUUCUCCUAUGCUGAUGACAAAAUGGAAGAGUUUCUUGGCUACGAGUCGAAAGACUUGAUGGGAAAAUCAAUCUUCGACUACUUCCAUGCUCAAGACAGUCCUGCUGUUGAGAAAGCAUUCAAGUCAUUGUUCUCGAAGGGCCAAUCACAAACAGGGCGCUACAGGUUCUUGGCUCGCGGCGGUGGCUACGCGUGGAUCAUGACUCAGGCCACGCUCAUUCACGAGAAGACGCACAACAAACCACAGAGCGUCGUCUGCGUCAAUUACGUCAUCAGUGGAAUAGAGAAUCGCAAUGAGAUCUACUCAUGCACUCAGCAGCAGCAGCAGCAACAGCAGAAGCAGCAGCAGCAGCUUGUCAAGGUGGAGCUGAAACCGACGGCAGAGUCUAGGUGUGGACCCGUGUCGGUCACGGAGGCGGUCUUCCGCAAAGCAGCCACCAUCAAAACGGCCCCCGCUCCCGCCCCCAAGCCAGCGACCAUCCUGCCGCAAGUCAUACCCAUCACGCCUGACUCCAUCAGGAAGAAGGUCAUCCCCAUUCAAGUCAUCAAGACCCUCGAAGCUCAUCACAAACGAAAGCUAGCUGAUCAACUACCUCAGCCAUCGAAGAUUGCUAGGUCUGGACAACAAGACGAAGUUGACACGCUUAUUGACAGUCUGUCUAGAGCUAAACCAUUCCCUGGACCACAGCCGGCUACCCUGAAGGUUAUUGCUCCUGCUCCAAGCGGACCACAACCAGCCACACUCAAAGUGAUUGCUCCAGCUCCACAACCUGCAACCUUGAAGGUCAUUUCUCCAGCUCCAUUGGGGCCACAAUCAGCAACUCUGAAAGUCAUUUCUCCAGCUCCAACUGGUCCACAACCAGCAACUCUGAAAGUGAUUGCCCCAGCUCCCACUGGAUUGCAGCAGCAGGAUAGUUCCUCUGGACCUCAGCUGUCCACGUUGAAGGUCAUUGCUCCGGCCCCAACUGGACCGCAAACUGCUACCACCAAGACAUUCGUCCCAAAAACAAAGGAAAUGAACAAGGGAUACCUCUACAUCGAAGAUGAAUCCGGUAUCACAACUAAAGAUGAGCUAGACACAGAGGACCUAACACACCUGGCGCCGACGGCCGGCGACGUGUGCAUCCCUCUCAUUCCGAGCUCGAGCAUCUUCGCCGAUGUGCUCGACACGUUCAUGCUCAACGAGAACUAUGGCCCGCUGCUCAGCGACACCUCCAAGGAGAUAUCACCGGCCAGCUCGCCCUACUUCCACUACCGCGAUGACCUCUCUAACUCGGGAUCACAGUCUCCAGCUCUCACACAUAGCCCAGGCGGGUGCAGCCUUCCAUCACUGUGCAGCAUGGAGGACUCGCCGGCCCUGGAGAGCACACUGCUGGGUCUCGACAUCGUUGACAACUCGAGCGUCGACGCCGACGACUUCGCCGUCACGGCGCCCUACAUCCCCAUGUCCGAGGGCGAUGACCUGCCCCUACUCACCGGCGACUUCAUGUGGGGGUCGGGCCUCAACUCACCUACCAGCUCCAGUAGUUCCAGUAGUCGCAAUGGAUGGUCUUCGACAUCGACAUCACCAAGAGAAGACCGGAAACCAGACAGAGAUUCCAGUUUAGCCAAAUUACUACUCACAAAUUCGAAUCCAGCCGCUAGGUCCAGUCACAUGUCCGUCACCUGUAGAAAAGGAGGAGGAGGAGGUAUAGGUGGCGGAGGAGGUGACGGGUGCGGUGACAAGAGGGGGGGCAAACGAGCCGGCUGCCCGGAGCUUAGUCACAAUGGCGGAUCGGCAAAGCGGAGUCGGCAGCAGCCGUCGAUAGCGCGCCCGGGGGUCCUUGACGGCGGGGGGCGCACAAAUAGUGUGCUAAUGAACCUUUUAGACAGCGGAAGACGGCGGGCGAACGCAGACGGCGACGGCCGAACGCGGCUCAAGUCGCUGACGCUGCUAGAUCCGGAUGGCACUGUUCCCUCCCUCAUGGACCUCACAGAGCAGGACUACGCCGUCAACGCUCCCAGCAGCCUUCUGCUGCACGGCUCCGAUCUGCUCACUGCGCUCGAUGUGCCCAUGUAACGCCACACUCCUAUUGUUCUCUCCAGUGAGAUUCAAGUUCAACUGUCCGCAUUGCUUGAAUGGGAAGCUUAGAUGUUGUUGAUGUAUAACUGUCAGCAUCAAUGCUUCUCAAUCAACCAAUGAUAACAGUUUAACGAGAAUCUCUCACUGUAACAACAAGAAAGUGUAGUGCAUGGAAGCUGCCCAUAGUAAUUGUUGUCUACAGUUGAGGUGUAUAGAACAGAACCUUGGUGUAGUGUUAGUGUGAGUGAGUUCUCAAGCAGCCAGCAUGUGCUAGGCAUCAGCUACAGUAUGUGUCAUAUUUAGUGGUAAAGUGUUGUCUGCAAGUGUCUCAGGUUCAGAGUUGCGGUGGACUUCGUGUAGCCUUUGUAUUUGCGAUGGGUUUCCUCAGACGUGUUCUAGGUAGGCCUAUUAUAAUAGGAUUGCCUGAGGCUCCUGACAAAUGCAUCAGAAUAGUACUGAGAAGACCAAUAGCAAUUCGGAAGGGUCUUCCAGUAAUGCAUUAUUAUAGUUCACAGUAGGUCCAUUAUAAUAUAAGUUUUUUAUGAAUUUCAAGAAAUGAAGGACUACUGGAUAUAGUUUUCAAAUAAGGCCAGUUUUUUAAUGAGGAAUAGCUGUAAAUUAAUAUCCAACCAUGAAUAAAUAAAGUGUAUCACUCAACUAUAAAUUGAAUCCAUCAAUUGCCACAAAGUUAAUAUAUAUAAAUUGUGUUAACAAUAUUUUGUAAUAACAUCCUGGGUUUACGUUCUGCAUCUACAUGCUGGUAUAUAACUAGAACAAGUGUUUCCAUACAUUAUCAUCAACAAACAUCGACAUUUAUUAGUUUUCUGUACGCCCGCGCAGAAUUUAGCUAUCAUGACUGAUAGCAUUCCGUGAGGUAUCCGUAUACUUUGAAUUUUUGUAGACCGACAGCAACAGUUUUUAUUUAGAGGUAAUAUGAAAUAUUGAUGAUAACCAGUCAUAAAACUGUCCUUAUUUGAAAACAACCUGUUAUGGAAAUAGCCUUUUACUGGAGAUCACUAGUAUCUUAUCUCUUACAGGUCGAUGAUUGUUUUAUCGCAUGUAAUCAUUACAUGACAAUGCGGCGAAUGUAGCCACUACACAAUGUGAAGCUAGUUGUGUUUGAGCAUUGGUGAUCAUGUAUUCACCAAAUAGACUCGAUUCAUACAUACUGCUACCAAUUUUUAUACAGUGAAUCCAAGAUAUGUAUUAUUUCAUUUAGUCAACAUAAAACAUUCUGGAGAUCACGGUAUUUGUUGUUAUAUAGUUCAUAGGUACGAUUUAUAUAUUUGAGUUAGAAUAAAAAUAUUAUCAAUAGUAUAAAAAUUAAAAAAAUUAUAUACUAUACUGUAGUACUUAGUUGUAGCUUAUAAGCAGCAUUUUUAUUCUGAAUAUUGAUAUUUUGAGAAAACUGUGUGACUGAAUAUGUUGAAUGAUCAAUGGUAUUAUUUCAAAUGAAUUUUAUCCAUCUAGACUUACAUGAGUUGCAUUAUACUUGUUGAUCAGGUAAUUUUAUUAUCUGUGUGUAACUUUGCACGUUCCAAACUGUUGUGGAAUUGUUUUUCUUAAAAACCACAACAUAAUAGGCAUUUAUAUAAUUUUUGUACAAUUUGAAUCUACCUCAGGAAUUAUUUAAUUGAAAAAUCAAAUUUGGACAUUAUAUUAUUGAAUAAUAAAGAUGAAUUCAACUAAAAAGAAUAAUGAACUCAAGAGGAAAAUAAAAAAAUAAAUCAUUGUUGAGUGAUGUUCCACCUUCAUUGUAAUGUAUUUUAUACAGCACAGCUAACUACUGUUACGGUAAUCGAAACUGCCUUUUAAAAAAGUAAAACUCUAAAGCUCAAAUCUCACCGAGAGCUAGGCCGAAAUAAAGAACUACCAAUAAGGUAGGUACUAUAGUAAGCGAAAAAGAGAUAUUGUAGAACAUGCUCUUUUUCCCUGUCCGAGCUGGCUGCCCACUCUUGCGGCCCAACACUUGCUACGUGUAAUUUAGGCUUUUUGAUUGUUAAAAUCUCAUUCAUGCUUCCCUAAAUUGAGUGUGAUGUGAUAACUUUCAAGUUAUUUAUGUUUUAUGUCGUAAAAUUUUAAAAAUCGUUCUACGGAAAUUACAAUUAUCACUGUGUGACUGAAUAUGUUGUGAUGAUCAUUGAUAAUCUCUUAAAUGAAUCACAAAUAUAUAAAUCUGUAAUGAUAUUAAAUUUAAUUGUUAAUUAAAUUUUCUAAUAUUAUAAUUCUCAAGGCAAAAUAUCAGCCUUAUAAUUUUAUUUAUAGAUUAUACAAUCACCACCAUGAUAUUAUUUUUGAAAUGUGAGGAAAUCGUGAAAUGAAAUUACUUUGUAUCACCGAUAUUAUUAAUCUACUUUACUGCUAAAUACUGUAAUUGAAUAUAUAUUUUAAAACAUUAUUUGUUAUUGAAUUUUAUGAGUGUCAAGUAUUGUAUUUUGUCAUACAUAAUUUGGGAAAUGAUAUAAGUAAAUGGAGUUUAUUAAACUAAGUUGAUACUUUUAAUAAAAACUACAUAUUAAAA